CGUGGCAAGGUCAGCUACUGGAUAUAAAAUCUACCGGGAGGGGAUUCAAACUUUCAGUUCCAUUUCUGAACCGGAAGAUAAUCGAUCUGUAACUGCCUCAAAAUGAAAUCCCUGUUCGUUGUUGCACUGACGCUGAGCGUUGUAGCCGUGUCCUUUGCCGGCAGACCCCUAUUGAUAAACGAUCUAUUCGAGGCUGCUCAAAAGUUGAAGAGCGCUUUGCCAAACAUCAUCUCGGCAGUUAAGAAUGGAGGUGACCAGGACUUGACCAACGCCCUCAACAACACCGCAAACGCCGUCGAUGCCGUCUGGGAUAACCGAUUCAGAACCUCUCCCGAGGAUCUGCCAAAUAUCAAGAAAACUGUCAAACUGCUGGAGAAGAUCAGUGACACGAUCCAGAAUGCCGAUGCAGAAGUGGCAAACAAGCUGAACAAGCUGGCCGCCGAAACUCAGGAGCGUGCUAACAACAUGAAAACCAAAAAUUAAACAUUUUAUAAAUGCCAGACAAAUAUACAGGAGUUCAUUGAAAAAGUA
Molecule: messenger RNA, 531 nt
Organism: Uranotaenia lowii
Lineage: Eukaryota; Metazoa; Arthropoda; Insecta; Diptera; Culicidae
Exons: 2
Coding region: 103-483 (126 amino acids)
Source: RefSeq, a predicted model, not a curated record